This is a messenger RNA of Trematomus bernacchii (emerald rockcod), 569 nucleotides long. It is a transcript of the gene atp5pd, whose product is annotated as ATP synthase peripheral stalk subunit d. Gene Ontology annotation, biological process: proton motive force-driven ATP synthesis. The transcript is spliced from 6 exons. Gene Ontology annotation, molecular function: proton transmembrane transporter activity. The record is from RefSeq and is a predicted model, not a curated record. Lineage: Eukaryota; Metazoa; Chordata; Actinopteri; Perciformes; Nototheniidae. The coding region runs from base 32 to 517 and encodes 161 amino acids.
UCACUACUCUUUCAGCAGCGAGACAUACAUAAUGGCAGGCCGCCGUGUAGCCGUGAAGGCCAUUGACUGGUUGGCGUUUGCCGAGAGGGUCCCACCCAACCAGAAGAGCAUGUUCAAUGCUCUGAAGACUCGCAGUGAUGCCAUCGCUGCCAAACUGAGCUCCCUGCCAGAGACUGCUGCAGCCAUUGACUGGAGUCUCUACCGGACCACGGUGGCCAAAGCUGGGAUGGUUGAUGAUUUUGAGAAGAAGUUCAAAGCCCUGCAGAUUCCUCAGCCUGUGGACACACAGACCUCCGCCAUCAACGCACAGCAGAUUGAAACUGAUAAAGAUGCUCUAGCCUACAUUGAAGCUUCUAAGGCCCGCGUUGCUGAACAUGAGAAAGAGCUGGCUAAAUUUAAGGACAUGAUUCCAGUCGAUCAGAUGACCAUCGACGAUCUCAACGAUUACUUCCCCGAGACCAAAUUGGACAAGGAAAAAUAUCCCUACUGGCCCCACCGGCCCAUUGCGAGCCUGUAAUCAUAUUACUGGCCACUCGCCCAUCAAUAAAGUUUAUGUAUUUGGAAGAGAA